Molecule: messenger RNA, 1121 nt
Organism: Heterocephalus glaber (naked mole-rat)
Lineage: Eukaryota; Metazoa; Chordata; Mammalia; Rodentia; Bathyergidae
Gene: Mrpl23
Product: mitochondrial ribosomal protein L23
Biological process (GO): mitochondrial translation
Cellular component (GO): mitochondrial large ribosomal subunit; ribosome
Molecular function (GO): structural constituent of ribosome
Source: RefSeq, a predicted model, not a curated record
GCAGUUCUCCCUUGACUUAGGCACACCUUUUCCUGCAAGUGCUUGUGUCUGAAAGUCCCCAGCAGCUUGGUCCCACCAGGCUGUCUGUCUAACCCCUGGGGCACUGGCUUCUCAGCCUGACCUAGUGUCCUGGCUUUGGCCCUCAGCAACUCUUAUCCUUGGUGCUCCCUAGACUCAGGUGGCCCAGGCCCAGACUCCCUGAAGGUGGGUCAGUGUCAGCCUGUGAGUGCCUCCAGCAUGGUGCUGGGUAAUCCCCAAAUCAGGUCACAUGCACUGCCCCAGACUGGUCAUAAGGCUACGGAUGAGAUCCUGGACACCCCCCUCGCCCGCCCCCCCGCACUCACCCUUCACGGACCCCAAGGAGGUUGUACCUUCUCAGACUCCACAGAUCUUGAGCUUCUGGAUGCUGAAUGGGGGUACUGUCCCCCAGCCCCAAGGCCUAAUGACAAGGUAUCCCUUGUACCAGCUGGGUGGCCCCCAGCUCCGAGUAUUUCGAACCAACUUCUUCAUUAAGCUGGUACGGCCUGGUGUGGCUCAGCCUGAAGACACGGUGCAGUUCCGGAUCCCCAUGGAGAUGACCAGGGUGGACCUCAGGAAUUAUCUUGAGCGCAUUUACAACGUACCUGUGGCUGCUGUGCGUACGCGGGUGCAGCACGCCUACCACAGCACAGCUCCCCAAGAGGAUCCCACUGCAACCCUCAGCAGCAGCGCACUGUGUUUCCUGGAAACCUCACCUCACCCCUUGGCUAGUGCCACCAGGUGCUCAUAUUCCAUUCCAUGCUGUGAGCCUGCCGACCUCGCUGACCUCCAGCCAGAGGUGGCAAAGCCAAGCACAUCUGUUUGGUUUUAGUGCCUUCCCAAGAAAGUGCCUAUCAAAUUCAUUUACAUUUUCAACAGAGAACAAAGUGUUAAAUUCAUUUUAAUGUUUUAAAAUCUUUUACUUUUGUUUUCAAAGGUUAUUUUUAUUUAAACAGACCCAUUUCGGUGGCACUGGCUGGUAGGUCUGAGCUGCUUCUGGUGCUUGGCCUCCUGUGACUUGGGGCAGCCACCAUACCUCCUGUCUGGAAAAUAGUUCUUGGGCUAGUGGGGCUGGAUCUGUGUUGGGACCUGGAAGUAAAGGU